This is a messenger RNA of Bursaphelenchus okinawaensis, 5476 nucleotides long. NCBI's taxonomy places the organism in Eukaryota, Metazoa, Nematoda, Chromadorea, Rhabditida, Aphelenchoididae. The record is from the annotation of a GenBank genome assembly.
AUGCUACGCUAUUUGAAUCACUCCGAUAUAGAAUCAGCUACGGAUAUGCCGGAAACCGAGAGAUUAGUACCCGAGCCUUCUCCACCCAUGCCAGCCUUUAUGCCAGAUGACUACCAGGAUGAUGAAAUCAGCCUGGAAGAUGCCUAUCUCGACACCUACUAUCCUCUUCUACAGCACGAACACAAUCGCUUCCAUGGCCUGUUCGAGACGUCACAAAAGAGCUUCCAACGCCCUCCGGCAUACCAUGGCAACUUGUUGAUUGCCGAAAGAAACAAAUCUCAGUUCUCGGUGAGUGCAUAUUGUUAUAGUGACCGAUGUAGGGUGGGAAUUAUUGAAAAGUUAAUUUUUGGGAAUAAGGGAAUUUUGAGUUGAUAGUAAUUGAUUUUUGAAUAUUUUGUGAAUAUUAAAAAAAAUUUUUUAAUUACUUUUUUAAUGUUGAAAAGAAAAAGAAAACAACUUGAAACUGGAUUUAUAAAAAAAGAAUGAGUUUACCCACCACAAUUGUAUUUAUAAUAGUACUAACCAAUUUUACUGUUUUUCCUCACGCAACCCCUAUUGUAGUUAGUAAUCUACUACUAGUACAAUCCCAGCACUACUAUUUUCCCUUUGUGCACAAACUAGUCGUGGUAAAUAAAAAGCAAUUAGGCGGUAACCUUGCUGCCGCCUAUAAAAGCUAAUGAUAAGGUGGAGAGUACGGCGAUGUUCCAGGUAGUGCCUUUUAAAGUGAUUCCGGUUAAUUGGGGGGAAGAGGGGAGCGCGCGACAUAACGAGCACUCUGGGGGGGGAGAGGGCAGACGUUCAGACGAAGGGGGGAGAGAGGGAAGAAGCCCAGGGAUGAACAUCAGCUGGUCGAAGCUCUUUGGCCCCCGAAUCAAGUGGUCACAAGCGAGCACGUUUUCUUACUUUCUUCUGUUUUUAGCAUCGUAUCCAUCGGCCCCAGCCCCACGAGAUGCGGAUCGGCUCCAGGAAGCGGCACGUGGUCGGAGCCUCGACUCAGUUCGCCGACAACGCCAUCCAUCCUACCAUCCAGGCCAAGCAGAACCAGGUAUGUCAUAUGGUUUAUAAAGUAUCCAGAUUGCAAAUACGAUUUGUUUCAUAGCAUUAAAACUAAUGUGUUUGUUAAAAAUACUUUCACGUAUCUCCUGCAUCACUUGCAUAAUUUAGUACAAUAUUACUUUCACUCGAAUACCAUGUUACUCUAACCCUAAUAUCACGUUAACAAUAUCAUUCAUAUUCGAUUAAAUUUAAACCUGCAAGACCAGAAACUUCUUGAAGGUUGUACUUUUGGGACACCCAUAAAAGUAUAACGAUUGUAGACAGCUAUAAAUAAGAGAGGUUGCGUUCCCCCGGCACCGGCUGGCUUGUACUUAAGAUGUACUUUUGAGCCUUUCAGAAGGAAACCUCAGCGAAUCUGCAGAAUCUGUUGCUUUGUUGGGGACUUUUAAUUACAAUGUUUUUAUGUUUCGUUUUUUUUACUUUUCGGCCGAACAAAAAUGGAAAUCAUUAUGUUUAUAGUGGGGGUUAUGAUGAUUUUUAGCUUUUGAGUUAUGUUUUAUGUCUAUUUGGUCAUUUUAUUUGAUGAAAUGAUGUUUUCUGAUAAUUUUUAUCUGAUAGAGAUGGUUUCAUGGCGUUUGUUUUUUUAUUCUGAGCUGUUUUGGAAGUGGAAACACAACUUGUAGCAAGAAUCUCAGUCAGCUUCCUGAUUCCUUCCUUCUGGAUUCUCUUUAUUCUUUCUUUGAAAUUCUAUUUUUUAAAGCCUGAAUUUGGUUUUUAAUUCAAAAAUGCUUUCCCUUCACAAGGAGUUGACAGCUUCUGCUUUCAUCUGAAAAGACGACAAACAAUGUUUAGUGACAUGAAUCCCAUAAUAACAUGAUUAAUAUCCGAUUCCUUUCUCACUAUCAACUCCCAGACCGUACGAUAUUAUCCACCGGAGUUGAGAUGUGAAAAACCGUAGGAUAUGACUCCAGAAAACCCGUUCGAUUCUGUCACACCGGAACAACAACCCCGCCGAAUCCGGCACGGUGUGAACGUGGACUGACUCUCGAAAAAAGACGGCGGAGCGUUCCACGCGAACGGCCAACCGCCCCUUUGUGCGUCUGGCCCCUCUCCGUGCGGACCGUGCUCCGGCGCGCUUUGAACGUUGUUCUUGUCAGCUGACUGACCAUCAAUAGCGCUCCUUAUUUCCCCGUUCCUCCGGCGUUUUAAGGGCUAACGUUUUCUCUUGUUUUCUGAACAUUUGAAACAAAAAACUGAGGAAAAUGGGAUUCAGAAGCCGGCUAAUCCCUUCCACAAGGGUUGCAAUGUAAUUCUGGUUCGGAAUAUGGGUUUUCGAUGUUAUGUUAGGUCAAAAAUCAUUUUUAAAACUUUCUUUUUGAACUUUUUUGAUAAAUGAACGUUCUUUAUAAUGAAAAUUAAAAAAGUUGAUAAGCUUUACGUUGCGAGCAUUAUCUUUGAUGGACUUUGUCUUCGGGCAGUACUGUAAUAUAGAUUACAUUAUACAUAUCAAACAUUAUAUUAUAAAUUGGAGUUUGGAAUCGAUGAAUGGCCCCAACUCUGGAUGAGAAGACGCCGCUGAAAGGAAAGCCGGGCCUAAGGGGCUCCAAAGUCGGUGUCAUGGGCAGAGAUGUAAGUGUUGUUUAGUUAAGUGUCGGAGCAAAAACAAAGUCUACUUCACUGGCCAGAUAGGAAUAGUUAUUAGUAGUCUUUUGGAAUGAAAGUGGUGAAAAAGAGUUUGAAAAAUAUUUUUUGGUCGAAAGGUAGACUUGAAUCAAAAGAGUAACUAACGUUUAAGGAAACUGGUCUAGAAACCGUAUGUCCAUUUCUAAAAAUAUUUAAAGUUGAAUGACAGACCAGAUCCAAAAACUUUAAACUAUUUUUCCGAACGGUCAUUCAGUCAGCAAAUUUCAAAAAUAGUGACAAAACUAAUUGAUAUCUGAUAACAAUAAACAAUACCACUCCUGACUAUCAGCCAACAGCUGAUUGUAACCCGACCGAACAAUGUCAGAUCACGCUGUUCUUGCCGUGAACUCGAGCGAAAGGUAAAAAGGCGAAAGAUUUUAGAACCAGCCGGUGUCUUUGUGUUUUGUCUCUGCCGUCUCUUCCCCAGGCACACUCUCUCUUCUCAAACAAACAAUAAAACUAAAAAACUUUGUUGUUUUGCUGGUGAGCCCAAUAUCCUGUUUAUAAUUGCAGAUGUACCUUAUAACGACGCUACUGCCGUCGCAGUGCGAGCAGCCGGCUCUGAUCAAUCGCGUGUUGCCUAAGGAGUUGUUGUUAAGGUAAGCUGAAAUUUAAAUUUAAAAACAUUUUUUUAGCUUGAAAAAGUGAAAUUUGAGAGAUCAAAGAGUUCAUUAGGCUUUGGCCAAAGCAAAAAAAUUUGCAUAAUUUUUUAAAUUUUAAAGAAAAUUUUUGAAAAUUAAAGUUUUUAUUGCAAAGUUAAAACUGUAGCUAAAACCAAUUUCCGGCGGAUUAACUGUUAAAUGCUUUAGGAUAUUUUCGUGUUUGGACAUUGUAACAUUAUGCAAAUGUGCUCAAGUAUGUCGUAUUUGGAAUCGGCUAGCCAUGGAUGGAAGCAAUUGGCAACGAGUCGAUUUGUUCGAAUUUCAAAAAGAUAUCAAAGUAAGCAUAUGAUCGCGAAUAUUUUUGCCAAAUUAAUCAAAAAUUUUGAAUAUUUCUCAAAUCAAACUAUACUUCAAAUCGAUUUCAAGUUUUCAAAAUUUUCCAGGGUUGGACGCAGGGCAGGGCAUGGGCCCUGUAACAGGGCAUUUUUGAAUUGUUUUUUGGCGCGCUUUUUUUUAAUUUUUUUUUGGCUAGGCCUAAAAACGCAAAAAUUUCUAGAAAUGGGUUUUAAACACUGCUAAUCCAUUUUACGUUGUUAUUUUCUUGAUAGCUAUUACAGUUUUCAAGAUAUGAGUUUGGCGGGAAAACGAAAUUCAAAAAAAUGCCCUGUUGAAAUGCCCUGCCCUGCGUCCAACCCUGCAUUCAACACUUAUUGAUCAUAUUAUAACACUUUGACAAUUCGUUUUCAGGCGUCAGUAGUCGAGAACCUAGCCCAGCGUUGUGGCGGCUUCCUCAAAGAGCUAAGCCUAAAAGGCUGUGAGAAUGUGCAAGACUCGGCGAUGCGCUCCUUUGCUGCCAAGUGCCCUAACAUCGAAGCCCUCGCCUUAAGUAAAUGCAAAUAUAUCACGGAUGUGUAAGUGACUCUCAAGUAGAUUACAGUCGUUUUUGAAGGACCAGCUUACAUCUCGGUAAAUACUGUCAUCGGAUCACAUAUUUGGAUCUGGAGAACUGCAGUGCCCUCACCGACCGGUCGUUGAAGUCCUUGGGGUAGGUUUGGUUAAAGGAAGACUUUUUUAAAUGGUAUAAAGCAAUGAUUGGUUUGAAGUAACCUUCUAACACAUUCGUGCCACUACUAACCAACUAAUCGAAUUCUCAUUUAGCGAGGGAUGCCAAAGGUUAACGGAGCUUAACAUCAGUUGGUGCACGAAUGUGACGGACGAAGGAGUACGGCAUAUCAUCAUGAACUGUCCUAACUUGGAAACUCUGAUAUGUAAAGGAUGUCGUGGAGUAAGUUACCUUCAAAUAUCUAAUUGAUUUUUUGAACAUAAAGUGGCAUGUUUUUCUUGCCUGUAUCUAUGUCAUCUUACAUCUGUGCUAAACGUCAUCUUUCAGCUGUCGCUCAACUGCUUCAGCGAUCUACAAGGCAAGAUGGGUAGUGUCAAGACUCUAAACCUCUUGUCGUGUAUCUUCUUCAACGAUGUCACAGUAGAAGCCAUUGCCCAGUCAUGCCCUCUACUUGAAUAUCUCUGUUUGUCCAAUUGUUCCGACAUUACCGACCGUUCGCUACAAGCCCUGGCCCUUGGCUGUCCUCUCCUCAAAGAUCUCGAGCUGGCUUCAUGUGUGAACCUGACAGAUGCUGGCUUCAUAAGUUUGUCCAAGAACUGUCACGAGCUGGAGAGGAUGGACCUGGAGGACUGUAUCCAGAUCACAGACACUUCUGUAGUCAACCUCAACAGUGGAUGUCCUAAUCUUAACAGCUUGGCCUUAUCACAUUGUGACCAUUUGACUGAUAAUGGGUUGGCCGAGCUAUGUCAGACCCAUAAGGACAUAAUGAAGGUACUGGAGUUGGACAACUGCUCCCAACUAACCGACGCCGCUCUCGAUCUGAUGAAGCCAAUGAAGAAUCUGGAGCGGGUCGACUUGUACGACUGUCAACACAUCACCAAAGACGCCAUUAGGAAGUUCAAGGUAAACAUAGACUUAAAUCUGCCAUUUUAUGGGUUAGCGAGCUUUUCUAGGCUUAAUAGUAUACGUAAAAAGUGAUAUAUUAGCUUUAAUUUGACCACGUAUUUACCAUCGUAUGUUACAGCAAGUCCGUCCCGACGUUGAUGUGCAUGCCUAUUUCGCUCCAGCCUCGCCGCCUGCUCCAGUCCAGCCACAACGACGGGGUAUAUGCAAAUGUUGUGCCAUUCUCUGA